AUGGAAAAAAAUACUAUAUCUGCGAAAGAAUUGAAAGAAAAGGAAGGGUCCAAGUCUGGGUAAGUGUUGCUUGUUUUCUUAGUUUUUUUGCAAAAUACAUAAAAUGUUGAAAUGUUUGCCCAAAGACAGUAAAGUAUAUUACUGAAAACUUGCUUUUACUCAAUUUAAUGUAUAUCUUCGUAUUUUUGCCGAAACGUUCACUUCAUAUUUAUUAUGUUUAUUACAUUUACAGAGUCUGUUUUAUAAUGAAAUGGACUAAUGAGCAUGAUGUCGAAUUUUGCAAAGAGGUUAUUGCUUCCAAGCUUUUUGAAACCAAGAAAAGGUCGGCAGAAAGAGCUCAGGUAUGGGAAGCUAUUGCAAAAAAAUUGGAAAGAGUGGAAUAUCCUAAAUUCAAGGUGGAGCAAUGUUCUGUCAGAGACAGAUUGAAAAAACUAAUCAAACAGGUUCGGAAAAAGGAAAACGAUAAAAGACGAGCCAGUGGAAUUUCACCUGAAUUAACAGAAUUGGACACACUGUUGGAGGAGAUAAGUGAAAAAGAGGAAGCAUCAGAAACCCUGGCUGCAGAUAUGGGAGAAAGGGAAAAGAGGCGUUUGGAAGAAGAUCACAUGGCACGACAAGAGAUGCGAAAAAGAGCCAUGGAAACUUUAUCCGAGACCGAGAAAAGAAAUACAAAAAUAGAUCAAGAUAGUCCAAAACGCAAAGUCAAAACGAAAGGGUGGUAAUACCGCCUUGGCAUUCUUGGCAGAAAAGGCAGAAAAAGAAACAAAACUGAAGGAAGAGAGCAACAGUUUAGAGAGGGAGCGCCAGGAAAUGGAAAAGGAAAAAACAGACAAAUUUAUGCAACAACAGAAUGACAUGUUGACUGCUAUUUUAGAAAUCCAAAGACAGCAAAAUAAUCAGGUACAAGCAAGCCAGAUGGUUUUAAUGCAGCAACAGCAGCAACGAGGGCAAGCAUUAUUAUUAUUAUUAUUAUUAUUAUUAUUAUUGAUCUUUAAACACGGUAACCUUUCACAUAGGUGAUUUUCAAAGGGCCGUGCGGAAAAUAAAUGCAUUAUAAAAGAAGGAACUAAUAAACUAAAUUAUACUUAUUUACAAAAUAUACUUAUUUACUUAUUUACUUAUUUACAAGAUGUAAUUAUUUAAUAGAUGAUGGACAGAUUUUAAACUUGUUGACUCUCUUAGGGUUUUCAACAAGUUUACUGGGAUGUUGUUCCAAAAUUAGAUCUGCUAUUGAACUAUUAAAGGCCUGUUGUUGGGGUUCGC
This is a messenger RNA of Paramuricea clavata, 1263 nucleotides long. Lineage: Eukaryota; Metazoa; Cnidaria; Anthozoa; Malacalcyonacea; Plexauridae. The record is from the annotation of a GenBank genome assembly.